AUGUCCUUGAUAAAAACGGCCGCUUCCUCGUCCUCUUAUCAAAUCAAAAUGAAAACGCAACAACUAAGAUCAGAUGCGAGUGUGCAAAUUAUGCUCCAUAAACAAUAUGGAGUGUGUCUUUCCGGGAUUUUGGGAAUGCAGUGUUGGCGGCCCGCGACACACACAACAUACAAGGAGCUGCUCGAUAUGGCAGGCAUAACAGGAAUAAUUUAUUAUAUUAAGAUAUUCUCAGGACCGGCCCCGUCUAUACCUGUCGCGAGUAUCCGGACAUGGAGCGGCGGCCCCUCGGUGGAUGUGCAUAAUGACAUGGAUAAGUUACUUAAAGCAAUGCAAAUAUCAAGGACAGUAUCAUCUGCAAUGCAACAGAAGAACAACUUGAAUGCAUCCAGAGUUAUGGAAUGCUCAUAUAUUAGCAUGAAACAACAAUUUAUACAAUGCCAGCAUGGCGAGUCUUCGCUCGCCCAAACAAAUCAGGUGCUUGGAUGGAAAUAA
This is a messenger RNA of Paraglomus brasilianum, 492 nucleotides long. NCBI's taxonomy places the organism in Eukaryota, Fungi, Glomeromycota, Glomeromycetes, Paraglomerales, Paraglomeraceae. The record is from the annotation of a GenBank genome assembly.